Messenger RNA from Plasmodium yoelii, 6891 nucleotides. RefSeq lists its product as uncharacterized. The record is from RefSeq and is a predicted model, not a curated record. NCBI's taxonomy places the organism in Eukaryota, Apicomplexa, Aconoidasida, Haemosporida, Plasmodiidae. Bases 1 to 6891 code for a protein of 2296 amino acids. Gene Ontology annotation, molecular function: protein binding. The transcript is spliced from 2 exons.
AUGAAAGCAUUUUCUAUCUUAUAUAAAUUAAAUGCAAACAAAAAAAAUAAAAAUGAUGAAAUCUUAUUUUUUUGCCUAUAUGCUAAUAAAUUAUAUUUUUACAUUGGAUCAACAGAUGGAAAAAUAUUUGUUUUUAAGAAAAACGGAUCAUGUUUUUUUGAUCACAUUCAUUUUGUAAGUGUAAUUAAAAGUCGAACAUCUGCAGUUAUUACAAAGAUUUUGAUUGUAGACAAACUUAAGUUGCUAAUUCAUGGGACAAGCAAUGGGGAAAUAUUUCUAAUAAAAGAAUACAAAUUAAUAACAAAAAAAGAGGUAAAAUUAAAAUGUGUGAAAGAAAAUAUAUUUAUGCUACAAAAUAAAUAUCAUAAAAAUACUAUAAGUAGUAUUAACGUUAUAGUAAAUGAAGAGAAUCAAAUUAUAUAUUUAUUUAUUGGUGAUUUAGAUGGGAUAUUAUCAUGUUUUAUUUUAAAUAAAAAAUUAGAAAUUGAAAAUGAAAAAGAUUGUAUAUUAGUUAUUGAUAAAAUAAAUGGUCCAAUUAAUAAUAUCGAAAUAUCAAAAAACAACAUUUUAGUAACAUGUGAAAAAUAUAAUACAAUUAUUAGUUUAGAAGAUAUUCUUUUAAAAAGAGAGAAUAAUAAAAUAAAUAAUUUAAAAAAUAUAGGAACAAAGGAAAAUAAAAAUUAUUAUAAAUCUAUAUUUUUAAAUAUAAAAAAAAAAAAAAAAAAUGGGAAUAGAAUAUUAAGUUUACGACAAAAUGGACGUAUUUGGUUAAGUAAUGAUGAAAAGGUGAUAAAUACUUUAGUUUUUUAUUAUUCUUCUUAUUAUUUUUUUUAUCUUUUUUUUUUUAAUACAACCAAUUGUAAUAGUAACAAUAACUUAUGCGAUAAAAUAAAAAAUUCUUUUUUUUCUUUUAAUUUGUGUAAAGAAUAUUUUAUUAAUAAUAAAUAUUUUAUUACAAUAAUACACGAGAUCUUAGAAAAAUUUACAACCUUCAAUUUGGUAUUGAGGCCUAAUUCAAAUGUUUGUUACAAAUUUACAAAUUCGCAUUUUAUCAUUUUUAAUCAAACACAUCCGCUUGCACACUUUGAUGAUGGAAAUAGUGGAAAUAAUAAAAAUGGUACAUAUGGAAAUAGUGGGAGUGGCGGGGUUUUGGGUUAUGGGGAAAAAGAAAAAAUGGAUGAGGCAAAUUUAGAAAGAGAUAUAAAUAAUGUUCGAAAUUUUAUAAGCGAAAAAUUACAAUGUGAGUUAAAAAAAAAUGAAUUAAAGAACGAUAAAAUUAUUGAGUGUCUAUCUUUUAUCUUAAACAAUUUGAAUGAUACAAAAGAUAUAUUGAACAGAAUAAGGAAUGAAAAAAUAUUUAUAAUUAAUAUUAAAACUAUAAAUAUAGAAGAAAUUAUAAAUUUAAAUUUUGAGUUUUUAUGUACAGAGAAAAUAGAAAUUGUUGAUAAAUUAAAUAAUUCUAUUUCUCAAAAUUUAAUAAAUAAUAAAAUAGAAGACUCUGAUUUUUUAAACAAUACAACAACAAAAAAAGAAAAUACUAAUAAAUAUAACAAAUCUUUAAAUUGUGAAAAUAAAAUAUAUAUUGAACAAAAUAAAUAUAAAAAUUAUUUAUUACAUGAUACAAUAAUUGAUUCUAUAAAAUAUAAAAAUAAAUUAUAUAUAUUAUAUUAUUGUGAAAAUAUGGAUAAUGAUAUAUAUUUUAAUUUUAAUAUAAAAGACAGUAUGUUUAUUUAUCCAAAUUAUUAUCAAAAUAAUAUUCAAAAUAAAAAAAAAAGUUAUUUUUAUUUAUGUGAAAUAUAUUUUCAACAAAAUUAUGAAUUAAUAAAAUAUAUAAUUUAUCAUAUAAAAAAAAAAAAAAAUAAUCAACUAAAUAAAUCUAAUAUUUUAAUUUUUUAUUUAUUUAUAAACAUUUUUAAAAACUAUAUGAAAAAUGAAAAAAAAGAUACAAGUUCAAAAUAUUAUGAUCCUAACUUUUUUUCAUUUAUUGAAAAAAAUAUAAAUAGUUAUGAUAAUAUAAUUACUAAUUUAUAUAAUUUUGAAAACGCUAAAAAUGUUUUAAUCAAAAGUAUAGAGCAAAUAAAAAUCAAUAUUGAAAAGAUGUUUGCAAAAUUUAAGGGCAACAAACAUGGCAAGAACACAAUUUUGUUAGCUGAUAAAAGUUGUAUAUAUCAAAAGGGUUUUAAUUUUUUUUGUGAUAAUACAUAUAAUAUUAGUGAUAAUGCAUUUUUAUUUUUUCAUUUCAAUAUUAAAAAAAUAAAAAAAUUAUAUAGAAUACUAAAAGUUGUCAUAGAUAAAUAUAAAUAUAUUUUUCAAAAGAUUAUAAACAUUGUAAUAUUUUUAAAAAAAGACAAGAAAUAUUUUCCUUUAAUUAGUGAUGAGGAUUUAAAAAAUGGAGAUUUAUUUAUUAAGUUUAUUCAAAAUGACGAAUAUUUGUUAUUCCAAAUUUUAUAUUAUUUUUAUAUUUUCCUAUUUCUCGAAAUUAUAAUUUCAAAUUAUACACACAGAAACCAUACCUCAUUUACAAAUUUCCCAACGCAUCAAGGUGGAAGCGAUGAAAAGGGAAGCGAUGAAAAUGAAAAAGGGUACACAAUUUUAAGAAGCAACUCGUAUAAUAUCUUAUAUAAAACCAACUGCAAAUGUGAUGGUUCAUAUAUUGGGCAUAUUGGUGAUGCAAACAAUAAAAUGUGUAUAGACAGUAAAAAAUGUUAUUUUUAUGAUACUAGGAUGGAGACGAAAUAUAGAUUUAAUUAUAUAAAUUUGAAUAAUUCUGAAAUUGGUAAAAAAAACAAUUUUUUUUUGAAAAUUCAAAAUCGUAGCAUUAUAAAAUCUAUGGUAUUAUAUCGAAAUAUAAAUUCUUUGAUUGCUUUACGAUUUUUUAAAAUGGAAGAAAAAGAAAAAAAAAAGCUUCUUAUGAUAUAUAAUAAUAUAAUAUUUUUAAAUAAAAAAAAAAAAAAAAAAAUUGAUAAAAAUUUUUUAUUAAAAUUAAUAAAACAAAAAGCAGGAAAAUAUGCAAUUUAUUUUACUACCAAUUUGGUGAAAGAACAAAAUAAAAAUAAUAUUUCGUCUUUUUAUGAAAUAAAAAAAAGUACUAAUUUGAAUUCGUCACAUUUUAUUUCAAGAUCUAUAAAUUUAGGAAAUAAUAAAUAUAAUAUUAAAAAUUUUGACAACAUUCUUAAAACCAUUUUUUUAAUAAACAAUAUUAAAAAAGAACGAAAUAAUAUAGAAUAUUUAAAAUAUAUAAAAAAAAAUAUAACUAUUCAAGAUUUAUUUAAAUUUACAAAUAAAUUAUAUCUAUAUAAAAAAAUAUUACAAGGAGUAUAUAUUAUUGAUAUAAAUAAAUACAAACAAUUAUAUGAAUAUUUAUUUUUAUUUGAAAUUUUGUCUCCGUUUUUUCAUAAUAAUAUGUGGAUACAUUCUUUUUACACAAAUUAUGGCGUAGGCAAUGGAAAUAGUUAUAGCCCCGAUUCGAUUUCUACAAAAUAUGAAAAAAAAAACAUGAUAAAUCAAGAACAAAAUUCAUGUCAACGUAUUGUAAAUUUUAUAACCAAUACAGAUAUAGAAUAUUAUAAUAAGUUAAUUAGUACAAUCAAAAAUAAAAAUAUUUUUUUAUUAGAUAUUUUGUUGGGAAUAUAUUAUACUAUAACCACUGAACAAUAUGUUAAUCCUAAAUCAAUUAUUAAAAAAUUUUUUAAUUUUAUUUAUUUAUGUGACUAUAUUAAUUACAUUAAAAUAAAUAAAAAUAAUUCCACUUUAGAUGAUGACAAAAAGAAUAAAUAUCUUCGUUUAUGGAGUUAUGGCCCAAACGGGUUUGUCAAAUGUGACAAAUUUUCCAAAUUUUCCAAGUUUGACAAAUUUGCCAAAUCUGCCAAAUCUGCCAAAUGUGAUGAUGGAUAUUUAUUAAAUAAGACAAAUAACAAGUUUAUACCAUCAAAUUCGUUGCAAAAAAAAAAAAGCAAAAAAAGCAAAAAAAACGAAAUCGAAACAAAUUUUUAUUCCAACCAUUUUGAUGACGUAUUGAAUGAAUAUAUUGAUCUACGAAACAGCGUUUUUUUAAAAAAAAAAAAAAAUAAAUAUAAUAGACUAAUCUAUUUUAAAAAUUUAGAUUUGUUUAAUUUUAUUAAGAUUGCAUAUCUUUUGUGUAAAAUUAAAUUAGAGAAAUAUUCUUAUUUAAAAAAAAAAAAAAAAAUUUGGAGAGGGAUAUCGGGAAAAUACUAUAAGUUAUUUCAAGAUAAAUAUGACAAUGUUGAAAAGGCUGAUUCAUGUAAUAGUUAUUUCAAAAUUUUUUGUUAUGAUAAUAAAUUAUACUAUUGUUUAUGUUGUUAUAAAAUUUGGAUGAAAAUAAAAAAACAAUUCAAUUGUAAAUAUAAUAUAUUUAAUUUAUAUGGGAAAUAUUCCUAUGUGUGCAAAAGGGGUAUAUUAAAUAAGCGCUAUAGAAAAAACGAUAAUAAUAAUAAUGAUUAUUAUUAUUAUUGUACAAAGAAAAGGGAAGACAUGAAAUAUAUCUAUAAUGAAUGGGAUGAACAUAUAUGUGUUGAAUUGUUGGAAUAUAUUAGUAAAAGAGAUAAAAAAUUGUGUAAAAAUAAUUUAAAAAAAAAAAAAAAAAAAAAUUUAUAUAAAUUAUUCCACAUUUUGGUAGAAUUGAAAUGGAAGAAAACGAUAUUGUUAUUUUUAAAUAUUUUUAAAAAACACAGAUCAAAAGAAUUAUUUUUUUUGUUAUUAUUAUUAACUAAGAGAACAUUUCGAAAUAAAAUUUAUACAAAUAAAAAUAUAUGUAGAAAGAAAUAUAUUGUUUGCAAAAAUGAUAACUAUACAACAAUUUUCAAAAAAAAUUUAUAUCAUUUUUAUAAUAAUUAUAAUACUAUUUUAAGAAAUAAAACAAAUUUUGAAAAUAAUGCAAUGAUUUUUUUUUUGUUAUUUAAGUUAAUGGGAAAUGGAACUAAUUAUUAUUUUGUGAUAAUGCUUAUAAUUUAUCACUUUUUUUUGGACAAAAUAUUUUUUUUAGAAAACAUAAUAUCACAAAAAUAUAAAAUACCCAAGGAAUAUUCUUUCCUAUUAUAUUUAUUCCUAUUUAAAAGGCCUCCCUUUUUAAAAAAAACUUCUUUUUUUAAAAAAUAUCUUUUUUUUAAAGAUUUUUUUUUAUCUUUUCAUAGAAAAGGCCAUUUUUUAUUCGCUGAUUACCCAUUUAUAAAAAAUAUUUUAACUUCAUGUUACAAAUUAUUACUAUUUGAUAAUUCGAAUUAUUUAAUUGUUUUAAAUAAUUCUUUAUAUUUCCAUUUUUUAAAAAUAUAUAGAUAUUUUUUUGAUCAAAUUUCUUUCAAUUUUUCUUAUUAUCAUUUUGCUUUUUUUAUGCUUAUUUCUUAUUUUUAUCUUGGAUAUUUUAAAUAUACCAUCAAAUUUUUAAUCCUUUUUUGUGAUAUAUUUUCAGAAUUCUAUCAUAUAUUUCAGUUCACAAAUAAAGAACAAGGAUGUUAUAAAAAUAAUGAAACAGACCAAAAUAAAUGCAACCAAAAUAAAUGCAACACAAGUAUAUUUCAACAUACACAUAUUUAUAAAGAUCAUAUUUAUAAAGAUCAUAUUGAUUCCUUUAUUGGGAAUAUAAAUAAUAUACUUCACAAAGACAUUCCAAUUAUUUUUAAAAAUAAAAUAAAUAAUAAUAUUUCAUUUUUUGAGAUAAAAAAAUUUAAGGGCGUUGCUUCAGAAAAUUACAUUCUUCAAGAUACACAAACUGAUAUUAGACACAAAAAAGAAUCAUUAAAAGGGCUCAGUCGAAUUUGGCAUGACAAUGAAGAUGAAGAAAAAGAUGAAGAAAAAGAUGGAGGUAAUAAUGUCGACGAUAAUGUCGACGAUAAUGACGAUGCCGAUUUAUUAGUUAAACAAAGUGGGUGCUUAAAAAAUGAUAUUCUAAACGACCUUGACGUUUUGACACAUUUCUUUUAUGAAUUAUUACUAAAAUUAUUAUGUGAAAUAAAUUUCAAAAUAUUUGCCAAUCAAAUUGAACUAUUUAUAUUUCGACACAAUCAAAACUUAGAUAUAUACAUACAAAUUAGUAAUUUUAUAAAUCAUUCUUAUGGAAAAUGCACCUUGCUUUAUGCCAAAAAUCGAGACCAUUCCGAAGUCGGAAGCAGCGAACAAAAAGGCGAAGUAAAAAUCGAACAAAAAAGCGAACAAAAAAGCGAACAAAAAAGCGAACAAAAAAGCGAAGUAAAAAGCGAAGUAAAAAGCGAAGUAAAAAGCGAAGUAAAAAAUAUGGGGACGGGAAAUAUAAUAAACUUAAAUUUUUAUGAUAAAAAAAAUAAUAUUCAUGUAUUUUUAGAGAUAAUAAAUUUAUUUUUUAAUAUAUAUUAUUAUUUGUUUUCCAUUAAAUUAAGUUUCGAAAAAAAAAAAAAAAAUAUAAAUAAAAAUAAAUUUUAUAGCAAAUAUCUUUUAACCAUCAUUUCAAUUUUAUUUGGAUUUGCGUCAAAAACUGAAGAAAGAGACAGAACAAAAAAUAAAAUAAAAGGAAAAAAAACACAAAUUAUUUUCCCAUUUUUUAAAGAUAUAUAUUAUAAUAAAAACCACAACAAAGAACAAUUCUAUACUUAUUUAAAUGGUAUGAAAGCAAAAAUAGCAAAUGUGGAAGUGCCAAAUGUGGGAAUGCCAAAUGUGGAAGUAAAAAAAGAGGGACCCUCAUUAGCAGCCCUUUUUUGUGUAUUGUGUAUUAUUCAAUAUGUUAAUUAUUUUAAAUAUAUAAAGAAAAAGAUAAAACAAAAAUUAAUUUUUAUAAUUAACUUUUUUGGUGCCAAAGAAAAUAUGUCAUAUUUAAAACAAGACUGCAAAGAAAAUAUAUCUUCGAAAAAUAUUCAUGAAAUUUAUAAAACAAUUAUAAAAAACAUACCACAAAAUAUAAAAUAG